AUGGGCUCUUGGGAUUGCUAUUGUUCCAUCUGCGGUGGGCCAUUGAAGGCCCAAUCUGUCCGCAAGCAAGAUGACGACGUAGAUAGGGCUUCUCGGCAUGACGGUGCGGAUGGGCAAGAUGUAGAUGAGGAAGAUGAUGAAGAUCAGGAAGGGGAAGACACCGAACUUCCGCAUGAAAGUACGGGAGUGUCUGAGGACGAUGACGAUGAUGGGGUGUCCGAUUCCGGAUCCGCGGAUGGUGAUGACGAGGAGGAGGAGGACGGUGAUGAUGAAGAGGAUGACGAGGACGAUGACGGAUACGAUCCACGCAUCGUCCAAUCCAAGGAUGUCGAGUGGACAGGAGACUGCCGUAUUCUUGGUUUCAAUUCCGAAGCUUCUGGUAUCAUCUCUGGUCCAGGCCACUAUUCAGACUAUGGGUGUAUGGACUGUAGCAACGGAAACGAUCCAAACGCAGAGGGUGUGAAUAUGAGUGGUCUCGUCUGCUAUUCUGCCGCCAACAGAACAGACGAUGGGAAGGUCGUCUAUCCCUUUCAUUGGGACUGUUUCGAACUCCUCUGUCGAUACAUUACCGGAUCUGAAGAUACCGAGCGCAUUAACAAGGAUGUUUUGUACAGCACCAUGCGCUCCCUUUCUUCAGAAUUCGGCUCUCGUCUUGACUUAGAUUACGAUGAGCCACACACAAUGACCAAUCACGAAAUCCUCGACGCUCAAUUUUGGGAACUGAAGAAUGGGGAAGAGCUGUAUGUAAUCUCACCCUUGACAAGAGCACCGCUGUCACCUCGAGAGACUGCGAAGUUGCAACAGGCUUCAGGUUUAGAUGCCCUACACUCGGAUUUGGCUGCGAAGGUCACCUUCGACCCAUUUUCCAAAGUUCCUGCCGAGAUUCUUGACCAGAUUGUCUCCAGCCUUGACCAUAGAGACCUGAUGAAUCUGCUCAAGGCAUCUUGGUACACCCACUCUGCCUACCACGGAAAUGAUCCAUUCUGGAGCCGGAAAAUCCGAAACACCAUGGGAUGGUUCUUUGAGCUCCACGAAGUUCUGAAUUCUCCCGCUCUCGCGGAAAAGUUGACGAGUAUGAAGGCCGUGUAUCUCUGGGCAUGGACAAAAACCAAGCCAAGAUUCAAACGGAAAGGGAAGUACAUGGGCACGUCAAAUCGCAGACGCAUCUGGGCUACCUGCGUGCAGCUCGCAGAGACAUACCAGGACAUGCUGUCAAAACCUACCACCAAGGUUGAUGACACUGUUCAGACCCAGGCAGACCGUCCAUCCCCGCCCCUUGUGUCUUCUGCUACAACGAUUCAGACGGAAAGAGGCCUAUCGGUCCAGUAA
Molecule: messenger RNA, 1329 nt
Organism: Clonostachys solani
Lineage: Eukaryota; Fungi; Ascomycota; Sordariomycetes; Hypocreales; Bionectriaceae
Source: the annotation of a GenBank genome assembly